ACUGUAAAUCCAGUGGUUGUGUGUUUAGUAGACUCCUGUGCAAGCAUUGAGAUGUGGAGACAUCAAACACUGUCUCAUUACUGCUGGGCUUCUGCUGAUAGAUACGCCUGAGAUUAUCCUCAGCCUGACAUCACUCAACGCUGAUCUUCAUCUGUGAAAUAAAAUCAAUAAUGAAGAAAAGACUGAGCAGGAUGAAUGAGUGUGAGCGUGUUUCUUUAUGUCACAGGCAGAUGAUCUGAAGAUCAGUGUGUUUAAGGGCCGCAGUGUGUUUGGACUCACAACAGUCAGGAGCGGGACAGAAACACAGCAAACACCUGACGGACUGUAACGGGCAGGAGGAGGAGUCCAGGACAGAACCGGCUCUACUGGUGCAGCGUUUCACUCACAUUUAACUCUCCUCAGUGCCAUUCUUACACAAACACAAGGACAACAGACGAGCGAGGCAUUCGUCCACAGCUUCAGAUUACAGCAUGACGGAUAACGUGCGGCGUGUGAUGUCUAAAGACGGCCGCAGUAAUGUGAAGAUCGACAACGUGGAAGGGAUGGUCAAGCUCUUCCUGCACGACAUCUGGACCACGGUGGUGGACAUAAAGUGGCGUUAUAAGAUCACGCUGUUCGCCUCCACCUUCGUCAUGACGUGGUUCGUGUUCGGAGUCAUCUUCUACCUCAUCGGCCUGAGGAACGGAGACUUCCACGCCGACCCGUCGUCCAAUCACACGCCGUGUGUGAUGAAUGUGGACUCACUGACCGGUGCAUACCUGUUCUCACUGGAGACCCAGACCACCAUCGGCUACGGCUUCCGGCACAUCUCCGAGGAGUGUCCUCUCGCUAUCCUGACGCUGGUGGUGCAGCUGGUCAUCACGGGUUUGGCUGAGAUCUUCGUGACCGGUGCGUUUCUGGCCAAGCUGGCGAGACCCAAGAAGCGCGCGGGAACCAUCAAGUUCAGCCGGUCAGCGGUGGUGUGCAAGCGAGGCCGGAGCUGGUGUCUGAUGGUGCGCGUGGCCAACAUGAGGAACAGCCUCCUGAUUCAGUGUCAGCUCUCGGGGAAACUGCUGUCGACCCACGUCACACAAGAAGGUGAGAAGACCCUCGUCCAUCAGAGCAGUGUGGACUUCCAGCUGGACUCCAGCGGCGAGUGUCCGUUCCUGCUGCUGCCGCUCACCUUCUGCCACGUGCUGGACGAGCGAAGCCCGCUGAAGAACCUCACGGCCGACAACCUGUCCAAACAAGACUUCGAGCUGCUGGUGACCCUCAACGGCACCAUGGAGUCCACAGCUGCCACCUGCCAGAGCCGCACGUCCUACGUGCCGCAGGAGAUCCUGUGGGGCUACGAGUUCAAACCGGUGCUGUCCAACAUGUCCGGCGGGAAACUGGCCGCAGACUUCAGCUUCUUCGACAAGAUGCAGGCCUGCAGCGAGCUGCCAAACAUCCACAACAACACAGAGAAGCUCCAGCUGGAGGAGGAAUACAGACGGGAAUGAAGAGACCAGACCAGUGUCAAGAAUGAGCUGGAAAACUCCCCAAAUCAUUCUGGAAGCAUCCCGACUGUGAGCCAGAUCUGAUCUGAAGUGUUGGCUGCUUCUGUGGAAUACAGCAUGAUUCAACAGUCAAAACACUUCAGAUCAGAACGACCUGAUUUACUUAAUCCAUGAUCCUGGUCUUGCUGAGAAUGAUUCAUCAGUGACGGAAUCUGAUUGCUGUGAUCAAUAUAUAUUUACAUUUUUGUGGAAACCGUGAUACAUUUUAUUUUUCAGGAUUCACGGAUUAAUAAAGUUCAAAAGAACAGCGUUUAUUUGAAAUAGAAAUCUUUUGUCAUGUAGUAAAUGUCUUUACUGCUGCUCUCAAUCAAUUUAAUGCAUCCUUGAGGAAUAAAAGUAUUCAUUUCUUUAUUUUAUUUAGUUAGGGUUAGUUCACCCAAAAAUGAAAAUUCUAUCAUUUAUAAUGUUUCCGUUCCCUUGCUGUCUGUGCAGGGUUAGAGAUCUGGGAUUUCAUCAAAAAUAUCUUCAUGUGUUCUGAAGGUGAAUGAAGGUCUUUGGUUUGGAACGAUAUGAAGCUGAAUAAUUAAUGACAGAAUUAACAUUUUUGGGUGAAUAUCCCUUUAAAUCUUUCUGGCCCCAAAUCUUUUUAAGAUAAUAAUUCAGCUUUGAUCACAGGAAACAAUUACAUUUUACUGUCUCUUCACAGAGAAAACAGCUAUCUUAAAUUGUAGUAAUAUUUCAAUGUUUUUACUUUAUUUUUGAUCAAAUAAACGCAGCCUUGUUGAGCAGAAGAGACUUCUUUAUAAACGUCUUCACUGUAGUGUACAGUGUAUGGUUUUAUUGUGAAUGAUUAAUCAGUAAUUAAAUACUUCCUCCCCCAUCCAUUGUUCUUAUCAUUAUUCACUUCCACCAUCCAAUCAAUUCACGGUUCAUAUUUUCUGUUUCCAGGGUUUUCUGUAUAUUUCAAUCCAUUUCAAAUGUUUCAAAAUUGUUUUAGUGAUAAUAGUUUCAAAAGCUAUUUGAUCCAUGUUUCUCCUGAAAUAAAUGACACAUUGAUAGUAUUUGUGUUUUAAAUCCAACAAACUCUGAAAGAUACAUUGUCUUGAUGUAGAGCUCAAGAAUGUUGUGGCAACAGAGACGCUCAGAUGAC
Carassius gibelio (silver crucian carp) is the source of this 2628-nucleotide messenger RNA. RefSeq names its product potassium inwardly rectifying channel subfamily J member 15 (gene kcnj15). The transcript has 2 exons. Gene Ontology annotation, biological process: regulation of monoatomic ion transmembrane transport; potassium ion import across plasma membrane. NCBI's taxonomy places the organism in Eukaryota, Metazoa, Chordata, Actinopteri, Cypriniformes, Cyprinidae. Gene Ontology annotation, molecular function: inward rectifier potassium channel activity. Gene Ontology annotation, cellular component: plasma membrane. The record is from RefSeq and is a predicted model, not a curated record. Bases 471 to 1481 code for a protein of 336 amino acids.